AAUAUGAAAGAAUGUUGAUUUCCCCCCAAUUUUCGUGUGUGGUCAAGGGGAUUUCCUUAUUAUUACAUGAUAAUCGACUAGGGGGAAACGGUAGGCUAGAGCACGUGGACUGUGUAGUUUGAUGGGAUGGCACGCCCCUGGAAUACCAUGACAGAUGAUUGGUGGAGCGGCUUUACGAUGAACGCACUAAUGGCACCCGGAGUACACAGUCGGGCAAGGCGCGGAGCAUCCUAUCGGAAAAGAUACCACUGUCCGUGUCAAUGACAUUUUUAAUCUUAAAGUGGUUCAAAUAGUAUUUUCAACGGGUGCAGGGGAAGAAUUCGCGUUGGAGAGCAAGUCUCCCGAAGUKCAGCAUAUAGACACCAAGCAUAGAGGCCGAUGCAGUAGUCUGUCGCCAUGGCCUCAGAUGCAAGUCACAUGUUGGAGGRGGCCUUGGAGCAAAUGGAUGACAUCAUUGCAGGCUCCAAAGCUGCAGCUGAGUACACCAACGGCCUGUUUGAGCUGGGCUCCCCGGGCAGCACGGGACCCCUGCAGGUGCUGCAGCUGGUUGAGGACCUGAGGCUGGCCCUGGAGCUGCAGCCCAGAGAGGAGGAGAGGGACACCCUGAGGGCCCAGGUCCCCAGCAGCACCGCUCACAUGCUCAUGGACUGGCUGGACAUGGACAGGUGCUCAGAAAGGGUCUCGGUUAACCUCUGCUCCCCGGUGAACAAUGAGAGCUAUCAGGAGCGGCUGGUUCGCUUAGAGGGGGACAAAGAGUCUCUGGUGCUCCAGGUGAGCGUGCUCACAGACCAAGUGGAGGCUCAGGGAGAGAAGAUCCGAGACCUGGAGAACUCUCUGGAGGAGCACUACCACAAACUCAACUCCACUGAGGAAAUGCUACAGCAGGAGCUGCUGAGCCGGACCUCAUUGGAGACCCAGAAACUGGAUCUAAUGGAUGAGGUUUCCUACCUGAAACUGAAGCUGGUCGACAUGGACGAGGAACAGAAUCACAACGACAGCAGCGAGGACCAGCAGAACAAAGCUGAGUGUGUGGUAAAUCUGAUUAGCGAGCUCCAGGAGCAGAUGUGUAGGUUUCAGGAGGAGAUCCACACCCGGAUCAUGGAGAAACGGGCCAUGGAGGCCCAGGGGGAGAGUGGUGCCCGCAAGGCCUAUGACCAGUGCCCCGACGUGGGCUUGGUUGGCUCUGACGUGGAGGAGUUUUGCUGUCGCUGUGGAGGACAGAAUGGCUUCCUGCAAGAACUCCGGUUUCUCAAGAGUAAAGUGGAUGAGCUGGAGGGGGAGAAAUCMCAGUAUGAGAAAAAACUAAAGGCCACAAAGGCAGAGAUAGCAGACCUACAGSAGAUGCUGGCCUCCAAAGACUCUGCGAUUGAGGGCCUACAGAGCCAGCUGGUCUCCAGAGGCCCAAUGACCAAUGAGAACCCAGAGAGAGUAGAGGAGGUGUAUAGGAGACAGCUGACAGACAAAUACCAAGAAUUGCAAAGGUUGAAAAUGGGGAUGGAGUCUUUGGUAGCAACUAACUAUGAGAAAGACCGUCACAUAGAGGAGCUGACUGUUCUCCUGGGCCAGUACAGGAAGAUGAAGGAGGUGAUGGCCCUCACUCAAGUGUCCAGUGAGAAGCUCCUGGUUGGGAGCAGUGAGGAGGAACUGAGUGGGAGUCUGAAGAUGAGGGCUAUCACCCAUAAAGCUCAUUCACAUAUCAUCCGGUCAGCGAUGUCUUCUAGAGGCUCCUCUCCCCUGUUAGUGUCUCCCUCGUCCUUCCAGAAAGAGCUGGACUCCAGCUGCCGCAGUAUCCAGACCUCCCUGAAGACGUCGAUGGUGAUGGUCUCCCAGAGUGAUGCUGGCUGCUACUACAACGGAGAAUGGUCCCAACCACGGAUGCUUUCAAGUAGCCUUGAGGAGUUACAAAGUGGAUCGUUACCAAAGCAUGUAGUGGUGGGUCAACCAGUUGAACCGGUUUCAGAGAAUCAGCACGUGGAAAUGAACAAAUAUCAGACCCUACCAGGGAAGCUGUCUCGACCUGACAUGAAUGGGGAUCGAGAGCAGUAUUCUACACCAGACCAGCUGUCCCCUGACGAUAGCGAGGACAGUGAGUUUCACCUAAGAAAGUCGGAGAGACUGGAUGAGUCCACGCUGUCAGACUUGUCUCCCCUGUCGUCUGGAGUGGACUCAGGACAGCAGUCCCCUGUCUCUCCAGAGAACAAGAAAAACCACCGGGGCAUCAAGAAGCUCUGGGGAAAGAUAAGGAAGACCCAGUCUGGCAGCCUGCAGGGAGAGGACCUUGAGCCUGGAGAGUUUAAGAGGGGGGGACUGAGAGCCACCGCCGGCCCUCGCCUGGCCCGGGCCGGAGAGACAUUGACCUCUGUGCGGGAUCUGAAGACGCCCUUCUCCAAGUGGACUCCGGAGCAGGUGUGUUGCUGGCUGGAAGAGUAUGGGCUGGGCCAGUAUGUGAUUCUGGCACGACACUGGGCCGACAGCGGGCAAACCCUCCUCUCUGCCUCACCACAGGAUUUAGAGAAGGAGAUGGGGAUUAAGAAUCCACUGCACAGAAAGAAGCUGCAGUUGGCCCUGAAGUCGUUCAGCACCAAACUGACAGAGAAAUCAUCUGAACUGGACCACAUCUGGGUCACACGUUGGCUUGAUGAUAUUGGUUUACCUCAGUACAAGGAUCAGUUUCACCAGGGAAGGGUAGACGGCAGAAUGCUUCAGUACUUGACAGUGAACAACCUCUUGUUCCUGAAAGUGACCAGUCAGCUCCAUCACCUCAGUGUGAAGUGUGCUAUCCACGUCCUCCACGUCAACAAGUUCAACCCCAACUGCCUGAAGAGAAGGCCUGGGGAUGAGAACAAGACGUCUCCCUCUGAGGUGGUUCAGUGGUCUAACCACAGGGUGAUGGAGUGGCUUCGCUCGGUGGACCUGGCGGAGUACGCUCCCAACCUGAGGGGCAGCGGGGUGCACGGGGGCCUUAUCAUUCUGGAGCCUCGUUUUAACUCAGACACCCUGGCCAUGCUGCUAAACAUCCCCCCUCAGAAGACCCUGCUGCGACGCCACCUGGCCACCAACUUCAACAUYCUGGUGGGCUCCCAGGCUCAGCAGGAGAAGAGGGAGUUCAUGGAGUCGUCUGGCUACACUCCCCUCAGCACCACAGCCAAAGUCAGGCCAAAGAAGUUGGGCUUCUCUAACUUUGGCCACCUGAGGAAGAAGAGAUGUGACGACUCGACUGACUACAUCUGCCCCCUGGAGGCGGCCCAGGCCCAGGCUCAGCUCCAGGCGGUGGUGAACGGGGCCCACCGGCCCUACUCCGGCUUCAGGGGCCUCAGCCCAAUCCUGGACAGAGACCCAGACAGACGAGAGCAGAUGGCGGUGACAGAGGGGACCGUACUGCAGAUAGAAGCUCUUUCUGAGGGAAUAAACCAACUCACAGGUUUCAGAGAGGAGAGAGGGGCUGGAGCUGUUCCAAACAUCAAAGGCAGACCCAUACUGGUCAUAAGGGAAACCACCCUCUGACCUAAUCCUGUAGACAUGGGGAAGAUAGAGAGCAAACAACCAGCCCUGGACAUUCCCAAGAUAAUCUCAACCUGGUGGGAGAAGCCACCAGCCUCGACCAUGACCAUUCCCAACAGGAACUUCAAUUUCUCAACCCUGUGGGGGAGGAGAGAGAGCAAGCCACUAGCCCCGGACAUACCCAGUGUAUUAUCCACCCUGUGGAGAAUCCUCAACAAGCCCAGUUGUUGACUGAAUCCAUGACUGAGAGGGGGGAGGGACGGCAGAGGACUUCCCCCCCCCCGGAGGUAUAUACUGAAUCCAUGCAAGAUGGCCAAGACGGAGUCUGCUAAUAGGAACAAGGCAGAGAGGAUGGUGGAUUUUUGCGUCUCCAUCGGUAAUGACUGCUACUCCCUCUUUCUCCUAUUUGGCCGCAAGGCACCGGCAACAUCUAUGGGGUGCUGAGCAACAAAUGUCACAAUGCUAUAGGAAGACUAAGAACAACCGGGCACUCAUUGAGAAUUUCUUUAAAAGGGUCCAGGUUCUUACAUACGCCCACAGGAACGCUACAGGCUUUCGUCACCAAGAGAGACAGUGACCCUUUAACUCUGCUCAUCAAGUUUACUUGACCAGUAUGAUCGAUGACCGUGCAACCAUUUGUUACAUUUCUCUGUGUCUACUGUAGUGUUUCAAAUGGGGGGUAAGGACAGUUGUGCUUGGUGGGUUUAUGCUUGCCUGGGACUCGGGGACCCAGUGUGCUGAAAUUGGCCUGUGUCCAUGUCUCAUGUGUAAACUACUGACCCAUGCCUGCUGACAGRUGCUCACACKCCUUGUGUUUAGUAUUUAUUUUAAUAGGCUUAACAUUUCACUGGCAACGCACCAGUGUGGGAUUUCUCUUAUCACUACCAAAUGACAUUAAAACCUUUCUACAGCUUACAAUACAGCAAAUAUGAUUUGCCAUAAAAUAUUUUUGUAUUUUCUAUGAUGGAUUUAAUGACUGAUCACAUUGUGAUAUCUUCACCCAUAACAUGAUUCUAAGUCAGUGACUGUUCAUUUGAUUAAGGUGGAUUCUUUUUUGUUAAAAGUAGUAAAACAAAAAUUAAAAAAAGAGGAUGGAGUUGGAAAAUAAAUAAAAUAUGUAUUUCUGGAUGUCUUGAGUUAUCUUGUGUAGAAAAGGAAUAUGUAUGUUGAGUAGAGGUUGACCGAUUAUGAU
This is a messenger RNA of Salvelinus sp. IW2-2015, 4693 nucleotides long. The record is from RefSeq and is a predicted model, not a curated record. NCBI's taxonomy places the organism in Eukaryota, Metazoa, Chordata, Actinopteri, Salmoniformes, Salmonidae.